Molecule: messenger RNA, 1576 nt
Organism: Notolabrus celidotus (New Zealand spotty)
Lineage: Eukaryota; Metazoa; Chordata; Actinopteri; Labriformes; Labridae
Gene: rbfox1l
Product: RNA binding fox-1 homolog 1, like
Exons: 12
Coding region: 19-1134 (371 amino acids)
Biological process (GO): nervous system development; regulation of alternative mRNA splicing, via spliceosome
Cellular component (GO): cytoplasm; nucleus
Molecular function (GO): mRNA binding
Source: RefSeq, a predicted model, not a curated record
GUCAGCUGGCAUUAAAACAUGCUGCAGUUGUUGGACAAUGCAGCAGAGAUCCAGGAAUGCUGUGAAGAGGGAGGCCCCUCACAGGAGGCCGGCCCCGGCAGCGGUGACCCCGCCCUGUCCCAGGUCUACGCCCCUCCUCCCUCCUACCCUCCUCCAGGUCAAGGCCCACCAACAUCUGCUGGUAGACUACCACCUCUUGACUUUAGCUCUGCCCAUGCCAGUGCAGAGUAUGCGGAACAUCCUCAGCUCAGAGUCUAUCAGGGUGUUCAGCAUGACGGUGCUGACGUUCUGACAUCCAGUAACCCGGAGGAUGCUUUGGUCUCUGUGACCUCCGACCCCCAGUCUCUGAGCGUGUCAGUAUCAUCAGGAGGUGGAGCAGGAAGUGGAAGUGAGGAGGAGGGGUCAGGUAAGGCCCAGCCAAAACGCCUCCAUGUAUCCAACAUCCCGUUUCGGUUCAGAGACCCAGACCUCCGCCAGAUGUUUGGGCAAUUUGGGAAGAUCCUUGAUGUAGAAAUUAUCUUCAAUGAGAGGGGUUCAAAGGGCUUUGGGUUUGUCACCUUCGAAAGUGCAGCUGAGGCUGAUCGAGCGAGAGAAAAGCUGAACGGAACAAUUGUGGAGGGGAGAAAGAUUGAGGUUAACAACGCAACUGCAAGAGUAGUCACCAAGAAGCCCCAGACGCCCCUCGUGAAUGGUGAACUUUCAACUUCUGGAUGGAAGAUCAACCCUAUGAUGGGGGCGAUGUAUGCACCAGAGCUCUAUACAGUAGCCAGCUUCCCGUAUCCUGUAGCAGCUCCCACCUUGGCCUACAGGGGCUCUGCUCUGCGCGGUCGAGGUCGAGCUGUCUACAACACCAUCCGCUCAGCUGCUGCCACACCUGGCACUGUACCUGCCUAUCCCGGGGUUGUCUAUCAGGACGGACUGUAUGGAGCAGAAGUUUAUGGAGGAUACCCUGCAGCUUACAGAGUGGCUCAAUCAGCAUCAGCUGCAACAGCAACUUUCAGUGAUGGAUAUGGACGGGUCUACGCCACAGCUGCUGAUCCCUAUCACCACUCAGUUGGACCAACAACAACAUAUGGAGUUGGUACAAUGGCAAGUUUGUACAGAGGAGGAUAUAAUCGCUUUACCCCGUACUGAGACAUCUGGUGGGGGCAGGGGUGACAUCCCUCUUGAACUCUGGGACUGGCUGAUCCAUGAAUACUGCAGGACAGAUGAUGAGAUCCUAAAAAAUUGUAAAAGUGGAAAUGGUUUUACCUCCUGUUUCCAUCACCAUCCUCUCCUUGAGAGACUAAACAAACUGAAGUUGUAAAUACUGUAGGACUAAUUCUACCAAUGAAUACUUAGCACCUGGAGGAGGAUGUCAUGUAAGACAGUUGCUUAAAAACCUUUGAGGGAUUACUGUUUUCUUUAUUUAAAGAUGUUUGCUCACACUACAGAAGGGGUUGUAGGUGGUAAAUACUGUGAGACUGAUUUUUUUCUGAGUACUAUCUGGGAUUUUUCAACUUUCACGGGUCAAACUGUACAAAAACAUUUGUAUAGUACUAAAUGAUUUAUUUAUAAUGAUAGCUAUUUACUAAAU